ACUAAUGGCGGUUUUGUAGUACCGACCGGUGACGCGCUGCCGUUAUUGGAUCCUUCGGUGGUUCAAAGAUCCGCUGCAACAUGUCGUCCCGUCAUCGGCUAGAUAUUGGCGAUUCUAGACCACGGCGAUCCAGGUUCACUGAUGAGCCGGAGAACAACUGCAGUCGCGACAGAUCCAGAUCACCAGAUAGAAAUUCAAAGGCACAUAUGCCAAUACCCACAUCAUUUUCUGUCCAAGUCAAUCCAUACAACGGCAAGCCCUUUUCUGCGCGGUACUUUGACAUCUUCAGGAAGCGCAUUCAGCUGCCUGUUUGGGAAUAUAAAGAAACAUUCUACAAGGUUAUCUCCGAAAAUCAGGUUACUGUAUUGGUCGGUGAAACUGGCUCCGGUAAAACAACUCAGAUUCCUCAAUGGUGCCUCGAGUGGAUCACGGGCAGGUAUCCCACGAAGAAGGCAGUUGCCUGCACACAACCACGUCGUGUUGCAGCAAUGUCGGUUGCUCAACGUGUCUCUGAGGAAAUGGAUGUUGAGCUUGGUCAAGAGGUUGGCUACAGUAUUCGAUUCGAGGAUUGCACCUCUUCCCGCACUCUUUUGAAAUACAUGACUGAUGGAAUGCUUCUUCGAGAAGGCAUGUCUGAUCCGCUACUGGAAAACUAUGGAGUUGUGUUACUUGAUGAAGCCCACGAACGUACUCUGGCCACUGAUAUACUUAUGGGGCUGCUCAAAGAAAUCACCAAACAGCGAGUAGACCUGAAAAUUGUGGUAAUGAGUGCCACGCUAGAUGCAGGGAAAUUUCAAGACUACUUCCUCAAAGCUCCCCUUAUGACAGUUCCCGGACGCACUCAUCCUGUGGAAAUCUUCUAUACUCCUGAGCCCGAACGUGAUUAUUUGGAGGCUGCAAUUCGAACUGUGAUUCAGAUUCACAUGUGCGAGGAAGUUGAAGGUGAUAUUUUGCUCUUUUUGACCGGGCAAGAAGAAAUCGAAGAAGCAUGUAAGCGUAUUCAACGUGAAGUCGAUGGUCUUGGACCAGACGUCGGUGAACUUCGGUGCAUUCCCCUGUACUCCACUCUACCACCCAACUUACAACAGCGCAUUUUUGACGCACCCCCACCAAAACGCCCCAAUGGUGCUGUUGGUAGAAAGGUGGUCGUGUCAACCAAUAUUGCUGAGACGUCCCUCACAAUCGAUGGUGUGGUUUUCGUGAUUGAUCCCGGAUUUGCGAAGCAGAAAGUGUACAAUCCACGCAUUCGAGUCGAAUCAUUGUUGGUGACAGCGAUUAGCAAGGCUUCCGCACAACAACGCGCCGGCCGAGCUGGAAGAACGAAACCGGGCAAAUGUUUUCGUCUCUACACUGAGAAAGCUUAUGCCAAUGAGAUGCAAGACAACACGUAUCCGGAAAUUUUGCGAUCCAAUUUAGGCACUGUUGUAUUGCAGUUGAAGAAGUUAGGCAUUGACGAUUUGGUCCAUUUUGACUUUAUGGAUCCUCCUGCUCCCGAAACUCUGAUGCGCGCUCUGGAACUAUUAAAUUACCUAGCCGCGUUGGACGAUGAUGGCAACCUCACCGACUUAGGAAGCAUGAUGGCAGAAUUCCCUCUAGACCCCCAGUUGGCCAAAAUGGUGAUCGCCUCAUGUGAUUUUAACUGUUCCAAUGAAGUACUGAGCAUCACAGCUAUGCUGUCUGUUCCACAGUGUUUUGUCAGACCCGCCGAGGCCAAAAAGGCCGCCGAUGAAGCGAAAAUGCGUUUCGCUCAUAUCGAUGGGGACCAUUUAACUAUGCUGAACGUGUAUCACGCAUUCAAGCAGAAUCACGAAGAUCCCCAGUGGUGCUACGAUAACUUCAUCAACUUUAGAUCAUUGAAGUCUGCUGACAACGUUCGUGUGCAAUUGUCCCGCAUCAUGGACCGGUUUUCUCUCCGGCGUUCCAGCACAGAUUUCAGUUCACGCGAUUAUUAUCUCAACAUUCGCAAGGCGUUGGUGUCCGGGUUUUUCAUGCAGGUGGCUCAUUUGGAGCGUACCGGUCACUAUCUGACAGUGAAAGACAAUCAGGUGGUCCAACUUCACCCAUCCACUGUUCUGGAUCACAAACCGGAAUGGGUGCUAUACAAUGAAUUUGUGCUUACCACCAAGAACUACAUCCGCACAGUGACUGAAGUCAAACCAGAUUGGCUUGUACGGAUCGCGCCUCAAUACUACGACAUGAGCAACUUCCCCGACUGUGAAGCAAAGCGAGUGUUAGAACGAAUUGUACAGCGUUUUCAAAACAAGCGGUUGCAAGCAGAGCAGAAACAGGCGCAGCAGGAAAUGAAGGUCAAAACAUCAACUUAGUCCUCCACGUUUCCUUUUGAUACACGACAACAAUCGGACUGUGCAUUUUCUGCCUCAUGUUUCCACCCGCCACUCAUUCACCAUCGGAUGCAUAGGAUGACCGACCCUACUUUGUAUCGAUAAGCAUUCCCCGUUUCGCUGACAUUUCAAAUCGGCGGAACCCGUGCACAAGCACGCAGACCAUCAUGUUCUGUAAUUAACGAAAAUGAAUAUUCUCCCGUUGUACUUUGUUUAUUCUCAUUCAUUAGCUACUGGAUGGCCAUUUUGUAUGUCCUGCUUCAUUUGUAUCGCCGACGGCCGAUCUAUUGGGUUUGAUUUCAGCAGUCGCUUUAGUAUGCAAUAGAACCGUUCGCCAAUCAUCUGUCUGUCACCAGUAGAUUACAAUAAAGUUUGACAUACUUGUUUAGCUGCACCGGCUGUGUUUGAAUUUGUUGAAAAAUGCAGUAUUUGUCUUC
Messenger RNA from Dicrocoelium dendriticum, 2779 nucleotides. The record is from the annotation of a GenBank genome assembly. NCBI's taxonomy places the organism in Eukaryota, Metazoa, Platyhelminthes, Trematoda, Plagiorchiida, Dicrocoeliidae.